UUCCGCACAACGGUGUUGAGGGAAUCGUAGAAUCUCUCUGGGAAGGGUGUGACUUGAGGUCCGAGAAGAGAAACCGAAGCACACAAAACAAACUCAAAAACAGAGAUAUCGUUCUGAAAAUCGCCGGAAACUGAAGCACAGACCAAAGUCCAAUAGAGAUUUCGUUGGCGUGUGAAGCUGCAAAUUUGUAUCAUAUCACGGUAGAGGUAGUGAUUACGAAAGGAGAAAGAAACCCUAAAAGAUGGGGAAGAAGCAGCACAGCAAAGACAGAAUGUUCAUCACGAAAACCGAGUGGGCAACGGAAUGGGGAGGCUUCAAAUCCAAAGACAACCGCACCGUCUUCAAGCGUCUUCCAUUCUAUUGCUGCGCCCUUACAUUCACGCCGUUUGAGUAUCCCGUUUGUACACCUGAUGGCAGUGUUUUCGAUGUUAUGAACAUCACUCCUUAUGUUAUCAAAUAUGGUAAACAUCCUGUUACCGGAACUCCGUUGAAGCAGCAGGAUCUCAUUCCACUCAAUUUCCACAAGAAUUCAGAAGGAGAAUUUCAGUGUCCUGUGCUAAAUAAAGUUUUCACUGAAUUUACACAUAUUGUGGCGGUGAAGACAACAGGAAAUGUGUUCUGCUAUGAGGCCGUUAAAGAGUUAAACAUUAAGACAAAAAACUGGAAGGAGCUUCUCACUGAUGAACCAUUCACUAGGGAUGACCUUAUAACAAUUCAGAAUCCUAAUGCACUUGACAGCAAGGUUCUUCUGGAUUUUGAUCAUGUUAAACACAAUCUGAAAAUUGACGAUGAAGAACUACAGAAAAUGAGUUCGGAUCCAACAUAUAAUAUAAACAUGUCUGGUGAUCUCAAGCAAAUGUUUCAGGAGAUUGGAACUGAGAAAGGAAAAGAAACCGCGAUGCAUGGAGGAGGUGGUGGCAAGGCACGGAAAUUAAGGGCUGAUGCACUUGCUGCCGUCAUAGCUGCACGGUCACGUCUUAAAGAGGAUUCCGAAUCAAAUCCAAAUGAAGAAGCCAAAGCUCCUCAGGCGUUUAGUAUUGUGGAUGCUGCAUCUGCCUCAGUACAUGGAAGAAGUGCAGAUGCUGCUAAAGCCUCAUCAAGUGAUAAAACUGCAGCUAGAAUAGCUAUGCACAAGGCUGGUGACAGGGCACCGGUGAAUGCAAAGCUGGUAAAAAGCCGUUACACUACUGGUGCUGCUUCCCGGUCAUUUACUUCAACAUCUUUUGAUCCAGUUACAAAAAAUGAAUUUGAAUAUGUCAAAGUGGAGAAGAACCCAAAGAAGAAGGGAUAUGUGCAACUGCAUACAACACAUGGUGAAUUGAACAUUGAGCUGCAUUGUGAUAUCGCGCCCAGGGCAUGUGAGAACUUUAUCACACUUUGUGAACGUGGAUAUUAUAAUGGAGUUGCUUUUCAUAGAAGCAUUAGGAAUUUUAUGAUACAAGGCGGUGAUCCUACUGGCACUGGUAAAGGAGGUGAAUCAAUAUGGGGAAAGCCUUUUAAAGAUGAACUUAAUUCCAAAUUGGUUCACUCUGGAAGGGGUGUUGUCAGCAUGGCAAACAGCGGGCCACACACUAAUGGUUCCCAGUUUUUUAUCUUGUACAAGUCUGCGCCUCAUCUAAACUUUAAACAUACCGUUUUUGGAGGAGUUGUUGGAGGCCUGACUACAUUAGCAGCAAUGGAAAAGGUUCCUGUGGAUGAUGAUGACCGACCUCUGGACGAAAUCAAGAUAACAAAUGUCACGAUUUUUGUCAACCCUUACACUGAACCGGACGAGGAAGACGAAAAGGAUAAUGCCAAAGAGAAGAAUGCAGAGGAUGAAGAUAAUGAUAAGAUUGGCUCAUGGUAUAGCAAUCCCGGUGCUGGUAUAUCUGAAUCUGGAAGUAAGGGGGUUGGCGGUGGCGUUGGCAAGUACUUGAAAGCUAGGAGUGCUCAAGCUGAAUCUGCUAAUGUUGACACCGGUACAGCCGUUGGAAAGAAAAGAAAAGCAGUUGUCAGUAGUGAAUUUAACGAUUUUUCUGCUUGGUAAUCAUCCCAAUUUUGUACAAUUUGUAAAAAGUGUAAAAUUUUCUUGUGCCGAUAGCUUUACAGUGGGAAAUUUGACUGAGAAAGAAGAUUUUUUUUCACGCCAUUCAGAAUUAGUAGCAAUGAAGUUUAUUUGAUACAAGAAUAGUGGAUCAUUUUGUCUCGAA
Molecule: messenger RNA, 2189 nt
Organism: Lotus japonicus
Lineage: Eukaryota; Viridiplantae; Streptophyta; Magnoliopsida; Fabales; Fabaceae
Product: peptidyl-prolyl cis-trans isomerase CYP65
Exons: 10
Coding region: 242-2026 (594 amino acids)
Biological process (GO): protein peptidyl-prolyl isomerization; protein polyubiquitination; protein folding
Cellular component (GO): catalytic step 2 spliceosome
Molecular function (GO): ubiquitin-ubiquitin ligase activity; peptidyl-prolyl cis-trans isomerase activity
Source: RefSeq, a predicted model, not a curated record